AUGGAGGAUGAGAUUUAUGAUCAUGUGAGCCAUCAACACCCGCUGGGUCUGAUCCCCGAGUCAGCCCGGAAAGGUAAAUACUCGCAUCUCUGUUAUGGUUGUUGGCGGGUGAUUUUACCCGGAGAGGCAACAUACGGAUGCAGCCUCCGGUGUGGAUUCGAGUGGUUUUUGCACAAAGAAUGCAUGGAAAUGCCGCGAGAGAUUAUGCAUCCUAUCCAUCCUUCACACCCUCUCACACUGGCAGACAUUCAUUCAAAUUCAAAAUUCAAAAAAUGUGCAGUUUGUAAAGGUACAGAAGUGGCAGGGUUAGGCUACAGAUGUAGCCAGGCUUGUGAUGGAUUCUGGAUCCACAUGGAAUGUUCUGAGGGUUUUGAAGAUAAGGAUGAGAAGCAGCCGCCUUUGGCCCACCCAAGCCACCCUCAACAUGAGCUGCGAUUUACCAAGAAAACGAGGUGGUGCCCGUUCCCGUGUGAUGCAUGUGGUGCCACUGAGAAAGGGGACUCCUACAUCUGCACCCUCUGCGACUACUGGAUACACCAGAGCUGCGCACUCCUCCCACCGUCUGCAGACUUCCCUCAUCAUCACCACUCUCUCUCCCUCGCCUUUUCUACUCCACGUCAGUACAUCAUGAAUAAAUUUGAUUGUGGUGUAUGCAACACAACUUUGCCAUUGACGCGUUGGGUGUAUCACUGCCGCCUUUGCAGUUAUGUCGUCCAUGUCAACUGCGCCACCUCCACAUUUGUUGAUGGUGAAAAUGAAGAUGCAAAAGUAAUUGAUGAUGAGAGAGUGGUUACCAAGUUUCCAAUAGCAGUAGAUGACAUGUAUGAUGAGAUGAUCAUACCCUUUGUUAAGCGACAAAGAGGACAAAUUUUCAUCCCUCGUAAUCAUGGCAAGUACAACUUCUCCAAUCACCGUCAUCCACUAACUUUUACCGCAUUUUCUUCAACUUCAUCAUGUUCUUCGUCAUCAUCUCAAGAUCACUACAAAAUGGAUCACGAAGAAUAUGAUGAAGAUGAUUUUGACAGUAUUUUAACAUGUGACGGGUGCACAUUGGCUAUACGUGAAAAGAAGCAAACAGAUGAUGUUGAGUGUGAGAAUGAGAAUGGUUAA
Salvia hispanica is the source of this 1110-nucleotide messenger RNA. Lineage: Eukaryota; Viridiplantae; Streptophyta; Magnoliopsida; Lamiales; Lamiaceae. The record is from RefSeq and is a predicted model, not a curated record.